Soboliphyme baturini is the source of this 2460-nucleotide messenger RNA. The record is from the annotation of a GenBank genome assembly. Lineage: Eukaryota; Metazoa; Nematoda; Enoplea; Dioctophymatida; Soboliphymatidae.
AUGAAGGACCACGUAGGAAGUGGUAACAGCGUCAAAGAGCAAGAACGUCUAUUGAACGAGGCACUGCAGAAAAUGAAAGCCGAAGCGUUUGAGAUGAAGUGCGCAAUGGACAAGUCGAGGAUCAACGAGGCGUUGAAACACGCGUCUGUCAUGCUGUCAGAAUUACGAACCUCAUGUCUGACACCGAAGUACUAUUACCAACUGUACAUCGAUAUCACUAAUGAAUUGCAACACUUGGCAGUAGCGCUUGCGGACGAUCUUCAGAAGGGCCACAGGGACAGUGACCUAUACGAAAUUGUCCAGUACACCAACAAUAUUAUACCACGUCUAUAUUUGCUAAUCACUGUGGGUAUGGUACUGAUGAAAUUAAACGAGGUAGAUCGAGCCGAAACUCUCAAGGAUUUGGUGGAAAUGUGCACUGGUGUUCAGCAUCCGCUGCGCGGUCUUUUCCUGCGAAAUUAUCUUCUGCAAUGCACUCGCGACUUCCUCCCUGAUCAGAAAGAGGACACAAACGGUGACCCCGAAGCAAUGAUGAAAAAUUCAAUUAACUUCAUUCUGGAGAAUUUUGCGGAAAUGAACAAACUUUGGGUGCGAAUGCAACACCAGGGUCAAAGCAAAGAAAAGGAAAGGCGAGAGAAGGAACGACGUGAGCUUCAGAUUCUGGUUGGCACAAACCUCGUUCGACUGUCACAACUGGAACAUUUAAAUUUGGAAAUAUACAGAAAGACAAUUCUCCCGAAGAUAUUGGAACAGGUUGUCAGUUGCAAAGACCCGAUCGCCCAAGAGUACUUGAUGGAGUGCAUAAUUCAGGUGUUUCCCGACGAAUUUCAGGUCGGGUGUUUGAAUGUAUUUUUAAAAGCAUGCGCUGAAAUGCAUCCACUCGUAAACAUAAAGAACGUGCUGAGUGCCGUCAUUGACCGCCUGACAAUUUACGGCUCUACUAAGGAAGGUCGCCUCCUGACCGAGGACAUCAAACUUUUCGACGUCUUUUCGCAGUACGUGUCGAUGAUCAUUCAGUCAAGACAGGACAUCGCCACUGAGGACAUUAUUGCGCUCCAAGUGUCGUUGUUGAAUUUGUCAAUGAAGUGUUACUUCGAGCGGACCGAUUUCGUUGACAAAGUGUUCGAAACGACGACCCAGUUGUUCCAGCGGGAACAGUCAGAAAAAAUUCCUUACAACGGUUCUGUUGGUAAGGAACUGACAAAGCUGUGUCGUAUCCCGGUGGACGGCUACAACAACGUGCUCACUUUACUGAAAUUACCCAACUAUCAAUCAACCCUGGAAGUGUUUGACUAUCGGGGUAGGAUUCAGAACAGCUUGUACAUUACUGCCAAUAUGCUGUCAAAUGAGACAAUGGUGAUGACGGUCGAGGAGACGAACAGUCUGUUGACGCUGCUCGGAUCCAUGAUCAAGGAUCAGCCGGAUCAACCUGCGGAUCUGGCGUCAAGUGAUGAAUUUGCUGAGGAGCAGAACAGUGUUGCAAGAAUAUUUCACCUGCUUCGUUCACAGGAUGCUGAUACUCAGUACCUUAUACUUCAUUGCGCCAGAAAACAUUUUGGGGCUGGCGGUUCAACGCGAAUCAAAUACGUUUUAGUCCCCAUUGUUUUCGAAGCUUUCCGCUUAGCAAGGGAGUAUGAUAAAAGUGAGGUCAAGAUUUUGUUGCUCAUUUUUCUCUUAAUUUCGUUGUUCUUUACGUUCACAUCCGUCUUUAAGGAUGAUAAAUGGGAGAAAAAGAUCAAGGUCAUUUUCCAGUUCGUUCACCAGACGGUUUCGGUGCUGAUGAAUGACGCGCAGUUUCCUGAUAUGGCAUUGCGAUUGUUCUUGCAGGGGGCGUGCAUCGCUGACGAAAUCAAGUUCGAGUCACACGAAAUCGUCGCAUAUGAGUACAUGUCGCAGGCUAUUUCGAUCUAUGAAGAAGAAAUCAGCGAUAGUCGUGCUCAGCUAGCCGCCAUAACCUUGAUCAUUGGUACCCUACAGAAAAUUUCCUGCUUCAGCGAGGAAAACUACGACCCUUUGCGAACUCACUGUCUUCUGCUUGCUGGAAAACUAUUUAAAAAGCCAGACCAGUGUCGCGCCGUGGCCACUUGUUCACAACUGUUCUGGUCAAGUCGACUGGCAGAACCAAGCGACACGGUGAAAGAAGGGGGACGCGUCGUAGAAUGCCUGCAGAAGGCAGUCAAAAUUGCCAGUCAGUGCAUGGACCCCAUCGUUCAGAUGCAGCUGUUCACAGAGGUCCUAAAUUGCCAUUUGUAUUAUAGUGAAAACGGGUGUGCGGAAGUCACAGUAACUAUUAUCAAUAAGUUAAUGGCGAAGAUUCACGAAACGUUGCAGCACUUGGAACCGAGUGUUGAAGUGGAGCAGAUUUCGAAACAUUACGAAAAUACGGUUCAACAUUUGCGGUUCAGGCGCGAAAACCCAACUGCUGAAGAUCCUCUUGACCUCGCCGGAUUAGUUUUAUAA